Molecule: messenger RNA, 816 nt
Organism: Peniophora sp. CBMAI 1063
Lineage: Eukaryota; Fungi; Basidiomycota; Agaricomycetes; Russulales; Peniophoraceae
Source: the annotation of a GenBank genome assembly
AUGACGGGUCCUUCCCCGUACGAGCCACUUGCAGGUCACGAAUCGGGGGUAGACUUCGAUGGCUCUAACAAAGAGCAACCCGGUCUAUCCGAAAGACGUUCAUGGCGACUGAUAUACUGGGCAUUUGCGGCGUCGAUUCUUUGUAUGGCUGGGAACAUCAGCAUCAUGUCGCUCAAGUCCCGGACCGGAGCAACCGCCAAAACUGAUGCACUACAACUUCAGUUCGCCAGCACUUACAUGGGCUUGGACCGAGCUCUCCUCCAUUCAACUGCGUCCUCAUCUCUGCCUGACAUCGUAAACUUCCCUCUCGCGUUCGGCGUUGUUGACUCGGCUUCUCCCAACAAAGUCUCGAUCGAAACCUCACAUCGUGUGACGUCCUUUGGCACUCACUUUCCUGAGGAUCGUAUAGUGUCUCUCUCCGUUACGGCGACAACGUUCGUACAGUUCUGGGCCGGUGACUUUGGAAUGGAACGAUGUACCCUCGAGCUGGCAUUACGCGCACCCGAUGCUUCAGAUGGCGCGCUUCAACUUUCGGACCUUCCUCUCCGCGUUGAAGUGUAUACGUUGCAGGAGCCUCGUGUUAUGGGACUCCACGACUUGUCAUACAAUGCGCGCCCGCGGCGUGCUGGCAUCUUCACGACCUGGGACGUGCGCGACCUCAAUAUGACUCAUGAGUCUCCCGAGUUCGCAUGUUCAUCGGGGACUAUACACACAUUUGAGCUGGCCUGCGGCGGACAAGACUGCUCACUUCGCCUCACGCAGAGUCCCACUCGGAAGGACUUCGGUGUUUGGCUGAUCCAACAUUCGUCCCUGUGA